AUGUGGCAACAUCGGCGAUGGCGGCCCGCUCCGGUUGAUCUGACAUUUGACAUAGUGCAUGCUAGAGCUGGUUCAGUCAUGAACAUCUCUCACUCUGACAUGAAACUACCAAUACCCGAAGAAAUGUCGUUCCAGAAAGGCAGGUCCAUGUUAUGGGACAUGGUUCUUGAAUACUCGCUACCUCAUCGCCAUCAGGGAGAUACGGGAGAAUGUCCUGAAAGACAAACCCUCAAAAGAACCGCUCAGGAAACCCGUUGUGCUCUGCCAGGUCUCCUGGAUAAACUCAACUCGGAUCAUGAGGCAAAGAGAUCUAAGAAAUUAUCGUCGGAGUCUCUCGACCACUUACAACCCAGGGAUUGCCCCAACUUUCCAUCAAGCGCGACCAUUCAAGUCAUCAAUGACGAUACUCUCAACGUUGCUGUCCGUCUUGCUCAUUUUGCACAAGUCAAUCCUCUCAGUUUAAAUUCCUCAAACCUCCUCCCAAUAAUCAUCAACUUCGCAAGCCACCGAAAACCGGGCGGAGGCUGGCUGAACGGCGCCAUGGCACAAGAGGAGUCAAUUUGCUACCGCUCCUCAUUGUCACUAAGCCUAAAAAUUGAGGACUACCCGCUCGAGCUUGACGAGGUGAUCUACAGCCCUUACAUCUUGGUCAUGCGAAGUGACCUGGCUUCCGGACACACUCUGCUUGAGUCGUCCUCUAACACAGCGGAGGAGCUUCCGGUUAUCAGCGGAAUUACGAUCGCGGCUAUCCAUCGACCUCUCCUUCAAACAAAGUCACACAAGGAGUCCAAGACCCGGCAGUGCGGCCAUAGCCUACACUCACGCCGCAGCACAAAUUCGCCAUCACCCUCUCGCCAGCGUAACCAACAGUUCUUUGCGCUAGACAGGGACCGCAGCCUUACCAAGAAAAAGAUGAGGCUAGCACUUCGUAUUGCAGCAGCUCAUAAGCAUUCGAUGCUAGUUCUCGGGGCCUUGGGCUGUGGGGUCUAUGCAAAUCCCCCUGCUGAGGUUGCGAAAUGUUGGCUCGAGGUUCUGAAGGAAGAUGAGUUUCGCGGAAACUGGUGGCGCAAAGUUCACUUUGCUGUCUAUGACUCUAAGAACGAAGGCAUCUUUGAGACCUUCAGGCAGAUUUUGGAUGGGGAGGAGGUUUAG
Messenger RNA from Penicillium longicatenatum, 1152 nucleotides. RefSeq lists its product as uncharacterized. The transcript has a single exon. Lineage: Eukaryota; Fungi; Ascomycota; Eurotiomycetes; Eurotiales; Aspergillaceae. The coding region runs from base 1 to 1152 and encodes 383 amino acids. The record is from RefSeq and is a predicted model, not a curated record.